Molecule: messenger RNA, 3517 nt
Organism: Magnolia sinica
Lineage: Eukaryota; Viridiplantae; Streptophyta; Magnoliopsida; Magnoliales; Magnoliaceae
Exons: 17
Coding region: 224-1876 (550 amino acids)
Molecular function (GO): protein binding
Source: RefSeq, a predicted model, not a curated record
AUACAUCAUGAUGGGGCCCACAGAACACCGUCCAGUAACACAUCCAUCACGGUGGGCCCUACUGAGCUUAGGGUUGCAGGAAUCCCCUUCAGCGACUGACUGCAGGACAUCCGCGUCCGGCCGUCUGUGAGUCACCAGUCUCUCUCUCUCUCUCUCAUUGAUUUGAACUGGGAAGGAGCACCGUUGCAGCUAUUCACACCAAAAAGCAGCAGCAGAAGAAGAGAUGGGGAAGAAGACGAAGAAGCCAGGAAAGGGUAAGGAGAAGACGGAGAGAAAGACAGCAAAAGCAGAAGAGAAAAGAGCCCGCAGAGACUCCAAAAAGAUCUCUCAAGAAGACGACAUCGACGCCAUCUUAUUGAGUAUACAAAAGGAAGAAGCCAAGAAGAAGGAAGUCCAUAUCGAGGAGAAUGUCCCAGCGCCGUCCGCUCGUUCCAACUGUUCUCUGAACAUUAAUCCUUUGAAAGAGACGGAGCUGAUUCUGUAUGGGGGUGAAUUCUACAAUGGUAGCAAGACAUUUGUAUAUGGUGACCUUUAUCGGUACGAUGUAGAAAAGCAUGAAUGGAAGUUGAUUUCAAGCCCUAAUAGCCCACCGCCUCGGAGUGCGCAUCAAGCAGUUGCUUGGAAGAAUCAUCUCUACAUUUUCGGUGGUGAGUUUACUUCCCCAAAUCAAGAGCGUUUUCAUCACUACAAGGACUUUUGGAUGCUGGAUUUGAAGUCAAAUCAAUGGGAACAACUACUUUUGAAGGGUUGUCCAAGUGCACGCUCAGGCCAUCGCAUGGUACUGUACAAGCACAAGAUCAUUGUUUUUGGGGGCUUUUAUGACACUCUUAGAGAAGUAAGGUAUUAUAAUGAUUUGCAUGUAUUUGAUCUGGAUCAGUAUAAGUGGCUAGAAAUGAAAGGCAAGCCUGGAUGUAUGUGGCCAAGUGCUAGGAGUGGUUUUCAGUUUUUCGUUUUUCAAGAUGAGAUAUUUCUAUAUGGUGGAUAUUCGAAAGAAGUUGCAUCUGAUAAAAUUACCUCUGAGAAAGGAAUUGUUCAUUCGGAUAUGUGGUCUCUUGAUCCAAGGACUUGGGAAUGGAACAAGGUAAAGAAAAGUGGGAUGCCUCCUGGACCUCGUGCUGGAUUUUCCAUGUGUGUUCAUAAGAAGCGUGCUUUGCUAUUUGGUGGUGUGGUGGAUAUGGAAGUCAAAGGUGAUGUGCUAAUGAGUUUGUUCUUGAACGAGCUUUAUGGCUUCCAGUUAGACUGCCAUCGAUGGUAUCCUUUGGAGCUGCGGAAGGAUAAAUCAACCAAAGAUAAGUCAAGAGGGAGUAAGAGGUCAGGCCAACAAUAUAAUGACUGCCCUCUUGAUGACAAUAAUGGUCAAAAUGAUCCCGAGAAGGCCGAUGCAAUUGGACGAGAUGAGAACUAUGAAGCAGCACCUGAUAAAGAAUAUGGUGUUCAAGAUGUUUCUCACAAUAUGACGAGGAAUCUUACUUUUGAUGAUGGUGGGUGUGCCAAUGUAUCCGAUGAGAAGCGUCAAGAACAGAACACUAGUUCUGAUAUGCAAACAUGCAAUUUAUCUGAGACAGUGAAGCCUUGUGGAAGAAUCAAUGCUUGCAUGGUUGUGGCAAGAGAUACCUUGUACAUCUAUGGAGGCAUGAUGGAAGUUAAAGAUCGUGAAGUUACCCUUGAUGAUCUGUACAUGCUUAAUCUCAGCAAACUUGAUGAAUGGAAGUGCCUUAUACCGGCGUCUGAAUCUGAAUGGUUAGAGGUUUCGGAGGAUGAAGAUGAGGAUGAGGAUGAGGAUGAUUCUGAAGGGGAACAGAGCAAUAGUGGAAGUGACAGCGAUGAAUCAGAUGAGGAAGAUGGUUUGGAGUGUGGCAAGCAGAGGCUCCCCUAGAGUUGCAGCCAUCAAGGGUAGGCUGAUGAGAGAUGAGAAACUGCUCGGUACUUCUAAAGGAUUCUUCAUGCCUAACAUGUGCACUAUGUGUGAGGCUGAUGAGGAAUCUGCUCGUCAAAUCUUCCUUCACUGUUUGGUGUGAUCUGCUUUGUGGAACCAUUUUCUUUGCCUCUUUGACAUAGAACGGAUCUUGAGGGAGAGGCUUCUCAAGUUGGUUUUCAAUUGGGGCAGGGGUUCCUUCACGAUGAGGUGAUGUGGAGAUUACUCCCUUUAGCCGUGUGCUGGAGAUAUGGAAAGAACGAAAGAGCCGCAGCUUCAAGUACGAGCAGAUCUCGUUGAUCCGUCUAUUCAACAAAAUCAAAGCCAGUAGCAUUUAGUGGGCCUUCAAUUCCCAAUAUGUUAUGGUUGUUCAAUUUCAGAUUUGUGCUCAUAGUGGAGUAAAGAGGUGCAGACUGAGUGCCAUUAGCUGGCUGCAUUUCUAUUGUCACCUUUAAGUUCUGUCCUGCACUUUGUUGUUUGUGGCCCAUGUGUCUUUUGGGUAAAUAUUCUUUUAAUCUUGUGAGAUGCGAGGUCAUGUUUCUAUAGUUUUUUUUUUUUCUUUUUAGCUUGCUGUACCGGGAGUUUUUCCAUCUUCUGCUCCUUUAAAUAAAUUUUUGUUGCUUGCUCAAGAAAGAAAAAGAAUGAAAGAAAAGGAGGUCGUGAUUGCAUGCAAGCGAAGGGGGCUGUCCAUAUGCGCAGCCCCAGAUCUUUCUUUCUUUUGGGGGAUGAAAUUUUUGGUGCAUGUGUGUGUGGAAAGAGAGGUCAAAUGGCAUAAGCGAUUGCAUGCGAGCGAAGGGGGCUGUCCACAUAUGCGUUGCACAGACCCCAACUCUUUCUUUCUUUAGGGGGAAGAGUGAUGUUUUCAACAUGCUACUCUUUCUAACUAUAUCAAACAAUUUCCAUUAAUAAAACAUGUAAAUCUAUUGGAAAAUACAAAAGACGCAUGUUCGAUGAAAUGGUUGUUGCUAUCUGCUGGACAUUUCCACUCACUAUUCGUACUCGCAUACAUAAGAGACAUCUAGUGUGGAGGUUUUAACUUCGCCUAUUGGGUGUAAGAGUACUAGCAAUGUUUUUGUAAGUUGGUUCUAGGUACAGAGAAAAGAAACAGGUAAUUCUAAAACAUCAUAGCUAUUUUCUGAUUAUCCAUAUGAACUUUAUCAUUGAAUCCUUAACCCCUUUCAAGUUUCAAGUCCUAUAUCUAGCUACCUAACAGUAAUUUUGUGCCUCUGCAAUACAUUCUCUUAAUUUUGUAUUGUUGUGAAAUGCUUUCCCAGCAUUGUUUUCUGCAUGCAUAGAAGUACCCAAAAUUUUUAGACAACUUGAUGAUAGUCUUCAGCAUUUUAUCAGUCAUCUUGCAUGAAUUGAAUGGAUCUAAGAGUAACUAUUUAGCUAAUUUGACCUUUCAGAAACAUGAGUUUUGGUUUCUUACUCAUUAGUCGUUAUUUCUUGGCUCUAUGACUUUAUUUCUGGCUUCUAUUCAUUUAUUAAUAAUAUUGGCCUAAUCUUCUGUUAUGAUAGGUUUCUGGUAUUUGCAAGCACGUUUCAAAAAUGGGAAUGUGUUGAUGAUAUUCCAUUGGAAAAAAUUCUGUUUUACUCCCAUAA